GCGCCGCUGAGGUACCUUCGAAUUUUAAUGGUUUCAAGAAGAACUGAAGAGCAACUUGAAGUUACUCUCUUGGAACAAAGGUUUAUAGAUCGAUCUAAACCCCUCAAAACCCUAAAUUCUUGUUAUUAAAGAUUAAAGAUCUAUCGGUUUCAAUCUCUUCACUUCUAAAAUGUUCAAAAAGUUUUCAUCUGAAGAUGUAUCUUCACAGAACCAAGUCAAGGCAUCAGUGCAGCGAAAAAUUCGACAAAGUAUUGCAGAUGAGUAUCCAGGACUUGAACCUGUUAUGGACGAUUUGCUCCCCAAGAAGUCGCCUUUAAUUAUUGCCAAAUGUCAAAAUCAUCUGAAUCUGGUUAUGGUGAACAAUGUCCCCCUUUUUUUCAAUGUCCGUGAUGGGCCUUAUAUGCCUACCCUACGACUUCUCCAUCAAUAUCCAAACAUAAUGAAGAAGUUACAAGUGGACAGAGGUGCAAUAAAAUAUGUCCUUGCUGGUGCCAACAUAAUGUGUCCUGGACUUACAUCCCCAGGUGGUGCUUUGGAUGAAGAAGUGGAAGCAGAAACCCCUGUGGCCAUAAUGGCUGAAGGAAAGCAACAUGCUCUUGCGAUUGGCUUUACAAAAAUGUCAGCGAAGGACAUAAAGGCAAUCAACAAGGGAAUUGGGGUGGACAACAUGCAUUAUUUGAAUGAUGGUCUUUGGAAGAUGGAGCGCCUAGAUUAGUGAUUUGCCGAGAGCAACUGCAGUACCAUUUACAAUACAGGACAGAGGGUUCGCAUCAUGGGCAUCAUCUUUGCAAUGCAGCUAUCCUUUUGUCUAGAUCUUAUGAAAAGGAGUUGUGUAAAUUUUUCUCCACUGUUGUUUUCUUUUUGUCCCAUAAACAGUACAGAUACUUAUUUUACCUCAAAAGAUCAAUCACUUAAUCAGAUUAUCGUGCAUCUUCAUGUAAUUCGUUAAGACUCCCAUUUUAGUGGGUGUUCUGCAAAUAUUGAAGCUGUAAUGCCCCAUGUUCGUCCAAUUAACUUAUUUGAUUGGCUUAAAUUGAUGAAUUGAUUUCACA
Messenger RNA from Jatropha curcas, 1052 nucleotides. Its product is annotated as pseudouridine synthase and archaeosine transglycosylase (PUA) domain-containing protein. The record is from RefSeq and is a predicted model, not a curated record. Lineage: Eukaryota; Viridiplantae; Streptophyta; Magnoliopsida; Malpighiales; Euphorbiaceae. Gene Ontology annotation, molecular function: RNA binding. Gene Ontology annotation, biological process: formation of translation preinitiation complex.